This is a messenger RNA of Petromyzon marinus (sea lamprey), 4079 nucleotides long. Lineage: Eukaryota; Metazoa; Chordata; Hyperoartia; Petromyzontiformes; Petromyzontidae. The record is from RefSeq and is a predicted model, not a curated record.
AUGCCGCCCGUGGAGAUCUCCGAGCCAGUUGUGAGAGCCGGCCACGAAGCCGUGCCCCACCUGAGACCCUGUCCCGGGAUGGCCGCCAGCCGGAGCAAGAGGACAUCCUCGCCACACCACGAGGUGCAGAAGAAAAUGGUCAAACAGCAACAGCAGCAGCAACAGAAACAAACGCAUCAACAAUCCCGGAACUCUGAUCAUGAACAACAACAGCAGCAGCAGCAAAAACAACAGCAGAAUCACAAGCAGCAAUCUCAACAGCAGAAGCAGCUGAAGUGGCAACAGCAACAACGUCGACAGCAGAAUCAACAACAGCAGCAGCAAGAAAAUCACCAAGACAAACAGCAGCAUAAUCAACACCUUCAGGUGCAGCAACACGAGCAACAGCAGCAAGAACAGCAGCUGACACAUCGUGAACAGUGGCAGCAGAACUAUGAGCACCAGCAAAAGCAGCAGAGAGCAGCAGAGACAGCAGGAGAACAGCAGAACGCUCGGAAACGGAAACAGAACAAUCCAGAAGAACAGCAGCAGAACAAACAGCAUCAACAACAGCUGAUUCAUCAACAGCAGCAGCAUCGGGAGUUUCACGAGCAGAAUCUAGAGCUUAAGGAACAGCAACAGUUGCAAGAGCAGAAUCAACAGUAUCAGCAGAACACUCGUGAAGGGCUGAGGCUGGACAGUCGGCAAGAGGAACUGCAGCAGGAAAAGCUUCAGAACAUUCCAAAACGUCAAGAGGAACGGCAGCAAAAGUGGUUUAAGCAUCAAAAGCAGCAACAGCAGAAUCAUGAAGAGCAACAGCAGAUACAACAGCUCAAUCAUCAACAUCAGCAACAGCAGAAUCAAGAGUCUCCACAGCAGCAGCAGCAGAGUCAGGAGACUGAACAGCAUCGGCAGGAACAUCACAAUCAGCAGCAGCAGCAGCAGCAGCAGGAUCUGCGGGACUCAAAUCACGUCUCUGUAGAAUCCCAGGUCUCCCGUGACUCCCAUGAUUCAAGAGCCUCCCAUGGUCAGUUCUCCAUGGAACCCCUGCGCCGGAUUUCCCAUGGACGUGAAGUUCACUCAGGUUCCAUAGAUUCUCAGGUUUCUCAGAACACACGGCUACAACAAAGCCAAAGCCACGACUACGGCGAACUCAGGGGAGCUCAGGGAACACGUGUUUACCCAGAUUUUCAGGUCCCAGAGGACACUCAGUACCCACAAGACUCUCAGGUUUCCCAAGCAAGUGAGACUCUACAGGUGACUCAGGGUUUUCAGGUCUCAGUGCUCUCCAGGGUCCCAAAAGUAUCCCAGGAACCACCAUUCUCGAGGCAAUCUCAGGUCCGUCAGGAAUCGUGCAUCUCAAGAUGUCCCCGUGAAGGAAAGUUACCAAAAGUCUCCCAAGACUCACAGGUCUAUCCAACCCACGUCUCCCAAUUCCCAGAGGUGCCUCACAACCUCGACGAUUCCCACUCGUCUCCAGGGUCCAAGGUCCUAAAGCUCUCCCAGAAUUCCCAGAAGUCCAUGGGCUCGCUGGAAUCCCAGGACCUUGGGGAGCUCCAAGUUUCACAAAGUGCUCACGAAUCAGAGGCCGCAGCGUCUCGGCUCUCCGACCAAAAGAAACCUCAGAUUGUGGUCUCCCAGAGGACCCGUGUUCAACAGGUCUCCGCGAUAUCGGAGACUCCCCAUAUAGCCCAGGCCACAAGUACUCAGGUCUUCUGCAGCAACGAGGAACCUGACGAUGCAGUUCUACUGGCACCCUUGGUUUCCCAGGCCUCUGAGGAGUCCCAGGGGUCGCAGGGAUCAUUGUCUUUGUCUGCCUCCGGGCGGCGCAAGCGCGAGUUCACCCCGUCGGAGAAGAAGGACGCGUCGUACUGGGACAAGCGCAGGAAGAACAACGAGGCGGCCAAGCGGUCGCGCGAGAAGCGGAGACUCAACGACCUCGUGCUGGAGACGCGCGUGCUCGGCCUCCUCGACGAGAACGCACGGCUCAAGACGGAGCUCAUUUCACUUCGACUCCGCUGUGGCCUUUUGCACGGGGAGGACGUCAAGAGCCCUACGCCUGUCCAUCCGUCCAUGCCGCAGCACUACCCUUACGACCACCAACAAGACAACAGCCAUGACCAACAGCACCACCCAUAUGACAAAAACCAGCACCGCAACAAACAAGAGGACGCCGCCCGCUUAUACGACAGGGUCCGGCGAUGGAAUCCGUGGACAGGCGAUCGUCAGUCCCCAGAGGUCGGAGGUCUCGGGGGGGGUGGGGAGGGGUCACCCACCACCCGUGCCAUCGAGGGCGCAUGCCAGGGCAGCUCCACUCCGGAGGCCAAACGAGGACGCUGGGAGGAGCAUGCAGAUGGAGACAAGAAAUCUGUGGGAGGAGAGACGGAGGACAUCAGCCAAGAGAUAUGGACAAGUGUGAUUUUAAACGGGCUCGGAGGUGUACGGGGACAAAGAGCGUGGAUUGAAAAGACAGACAAAUGCGCAGAAAGGUUCUACAACUGGUCGGUGGAUGAACCAAACAUCAGACGCUGUGCUGAGAUGGCUGACACCCACAAAGAGAGAAAAUGGAAUUUAGAAGAAAACUCGCCUGGGGAAAGACGCUGGAGCACAGAAUCAAACAAUCACGGGGAAAAACACUCUGGCGGGGCAAAAUACGGACACAACGACGAAGAUCUUCCCUGGUCUGACUCCAUGACCUCACAAGACUGCAAUGGAGAUGACAAUCACCCCCAUGGGUUUGUGAUGGACAGAGCGGACGACGCACCCUCAAGUCGUCCCUGGCCAGAAACCCCUCGCAGUGCGCUGCCUCACAAGCUACGGCUCAAAGUGUCUCGGCCAUCACUGGGGGAGGCUGACUCUCAAGUGUCCCGGACGAGCCCCCAAAAACGACAGUCAAUAAUUGAGGGGGCGGUGGCUGCUGGGGGUCGCGUUGGCAUCAACAAGCACGGGGGAUGUGGACAGAAGACACCGGGGACCAUGAACACAUGCACAUGACCACCGCAAAUGCUGACAAUCGCGCCGGGAGUUAAAGAUGAAUUGAGAUUGCAAUUACAGUUCCAUCAGUAUCGCUCAAAUAAAAUUGUGUAUGUGAAUAUUGUUAUUAUCAGGUCAAGGAAAUAUGCAACCCAAAAAUCUGAUAAGCACUUAUAUUGUAGACACACACCUCGGCUGUGUGUUCUGGGCUGUCUGAUAUGAGUUUGAAACUUUGUAAAAUUAUUAAAAAAGGGAUAUUUUAAAGGUAGGAUGAAAUGUGUUAUAACACUCAUGACAUAAAUGUGAAAUCGCUCCCAUAAAUUUUAAUAUGUUAACGCAGUGACAUCAUCGGAGCGCUUUGACUGACAAUGUUUUUUAUGUCACCAUUUUUUUUACUUCCUGAAACUUCAAACAGUAUGCUGAACAGCCCAGAACAUACAACGUGGGGUGUAUAUCUGUACCAGAAAUUCUAUAUUUAUUUUGGGUUGUAUCCCCUGUAUAAUAUCGGCGGUGGCCAUUACACUAAGCACUGUGAUCCAUGUUGGGGGAUCUCAGGGGAUUUUGCGAUCCACGGCAAAGCUAUCACCAACAACGGGAUGGUUGGCCCCUGUAACAUGCUAUAGACAAAGUAAUAGCGCCAUUUAUUGGUGGAAGGUUUUUAGUUUUAUACGUAUGAAUCCUUAAAGCGAGGAUUUGUAUUCGCCAUCAGCCGUGAUGAACAUUGCCGUGUGCUUAUGUUAAGUGUUUGUUUCUCAUUUGUCCUGAAAUCCACACAAAAAAUAAUUUGUGAUCCACCUAUGGAUUGCGAUCCAUGGAUUGGCCAACGCUGCUGUAUAUUGACAUGGCUAAUCACCUGAUCGCACGUGAACACUGAUAGAGACAGAAUGUAGAUUGGCACACACACACUAAUAAACGUGGCAAUUAUUUAUAUACGCAUCAAUGUAUGUAUACAUGUGUGUGGGUGUAUGCGCGCACGCGUGCGUAAGAUAUUAAGUUGCUGCUCCAGUGAACUUAAAUGAGUAGCAACUCAAUGACAAGGAAAUAUAUUUCCUGAAGACGACUCAGCUGAAAAGUUCAGACAUAUCUUAUAUUCUCAGUGACAGUAAAACUCUCUUAUUUCUCAUGAA